AUGCCUAUUUCAUGUUUCCUACCUACCCUCUCUACUUCGAUACCAUCUCUACGCCUCACACGACCAACCGCUACAUCUGUCAUGUCACAUCAUAGCCGGAGUCUCGACUCCAUACCCUAUGAUGUGCUCUACCAGAUCGUCUCCAGUCUUGACUGUGAGGAUUUUAUCAAUCUCAGCAGAGUCAACAGGGCUCUCAAUGCCAUGAUGCGUGAUGAAUCAAUGGCAAAAAAGGCAAUAGAAGCUCAUGAACUACAUACAAAGGAAGGGCGCGAAGCGUUCAGAUCCAAAUCUGGGUAUCGAAGGGCAAUUGGACGUCUGUUUGAUAUCAAAGAAGCUUUUGCUACGGCCCAGCCGUACCUGGUCUCCAUGUUGGCGUAUGGGACUGCAUUUCUGUACAACGACGGAUGUCUGUGUUAUGUCUGUAACGACGAACUGCGCAUCCUGGACGUGCAUAACGCUGCUCGCGUCGAGCGGGUAGUCGAUAUCGAUAACCUGCUCAGCCGCAUUUUUCGAGCGGCUCCGUUCAACAGGGACUCGGCACGUUUGACGCUCCUAAAUUUUAACGAGGGGAUCCUGGCCUUCCUGGUGGAGCUGGAGCAACCCUGGCUCAUCGCUGUGGACGUGCAGCGGAGGACAGCCACAGGGUCAAGAACGGGCCGCUUGCGAUUGAAGACGCGGCUCUCGUCGACCGAGAAGUUGUUUGUCCGUCACAACGGCUCGUACCUGUACUACGGCACUCACUCCGUCACCGGAUACGGAAGAUGGUCUCAGUACGCCCGGUGGGCGAUCUCCUGCGUGGAUUUGCGAACAGGGCAGCACGUCACGCAGAAGCCAAUCGUAAUGGAUCAAUUCGCAGGCGACGAUAUCGGCCAAACAGUCUCCUUUGAAAUGUACCGGGAUACCCUGUACGGAGUGUCUAACGUCCUCCAGUUCGAAGAGGAGGAGGUUGACUGGACCUCCUUCUACACCUGGUUCUGCAUCCCACCCUGCAGGGAUAACGGUGAAGUCAAACUCCAAUACGUCUGGCGUCGGCAGCAUCGCGAAGGCCCCAUCAACGAUUCGUGGAACGACUUCUCUCUCCGCAAAGACGAGGCCACGGGCCGCCCGAUCAUCCUCGAAUGCCGUCGAGAAUGGCAAGGCGGCGGCAGCGAGAACCGUCGUACCUACUACUCCCAACCCCUUCCAACCCCCGAGGAGAUGUUCGGGAACAAGGAGCACCUGGACAUCUAUCAAUACUACCAGGACUCGACAACAUCCGAACUCCCUGACGAACCGCUGAGAAGAACACUCGACUCAUCGAACAAAGCCACCUAUGCCCCGCCCCGGAAACGACUCCGCCGAUACUACCACACGGAAUACAAAGUAAAAGACAAACCCAGCCAAAACCAGAACCAGGACCGCGAGUUCAUUCUCGCCAAAACCAAAUACCGCACCUACCACUUGCCGGCACUGGCCUUCGUCGACAUCGUCAACGACCCCCGCGCAGACCCCAACAACCCACAUGCCGUGCCCAGGGACCGUCUCCGUUUCAGAACCGUAUCCCGGAAGCGUAAGAGCCCAAUCGACUAUGACGGCGAAGAAGGCGAACCGGGAACCAUCUUCAAGCCCGAAAUAACAGGCCAGAAGGGCCAACCCAUUGAACGCAGCGAGGAGCGUUUCGUCUCCCGCGGUAUCUGGAUGUGGCCCCCCGAAGACGCCCCAAGGAAGCUUGACAAACUCCUCUGCCCUGCGAAACGAGCUGGGAAUGUCCGUGCCGUCGCAGACGAGCGGUCCGUGAUCUAUUCCGUGAACCAGGAUGGCGACAUGGGAGAUCACCAAGCCAUCAUUCUGAUCAGUUUCGAUCCCGGUCUCGGUUUCAUCGGUCUCGAGCGUCUUUGUGCAAGCGGUGACGACGGUAACAGGGGAAAGCCAAGGAGGAUAACGAUAUCAUCGUCUGGGCAGGAAGGCCCUGCUGUCUAUGUCGAUAUCGAGAUGUCUCGUGUGCGUGAUUAUGGUCGCCGUCAGGGAUCCGGGCAGGUAUCGCGGACCGUUAUGCUGGGCACCGGGAAGUCGGCGAGAACGGGCCAGGGAUCUUCAUUUAUCAGGGAGGAGCCGGCGAUGUAUUUGAGUAUUGGUCGGGGGUACUGGCUGAGAUGA
Messenger RNA from Monascus purpureus, 2136 nucleotides. Lineage: Eukaryota; Fungi; Ascomycota; Eurotiomycetes; Eurotiales; Aspergillaceae. The record is from the annotation of a GenBank genome assembly.